Molecule: messenger RNA, 1656 nt
Organism: Salvia hispanica
Lineage: Eukaryota; Viridiplantae; Streptophyta; Magnoliopsida; Lamiales; Lamiaceae
Product: squamosa promoter-binding-like protein 3
Cellular component (GO): nucleus
Molecular function (GO): DNA binding
Source: RefSeq, a predicted model, not a curated record
GAAAGGAAUUGAUUCAUCAACAAAACAGCAGAAACAAGAAUCGUACAUUCCGGUAGUGGAAGAGUUGAGCAGCCUCCCCAACCGUCCGAUCUCCCACCGGUAAUCACAUCAAUGGGACCCACCUCCUCUGCAUAAAAUAGCUCACACCAUUGUUAUUGCCAGUUUGCCCCCAUCCCCUCUUAUUUCUCACUUUCUCCUUAUGGUAACAUAAAAUUCACCCCCCUUUCUCAACUGGUUUCUUCAUCUAUAAUUGUAUGAUACAUCGUUCUUGCUUGGUUAGUUGAUUGAGAAACUCCACCUAAUGAGCCACUGUUUGGAGAUGGAUUGGAAUACUAAGUGGGAUUGGGAAAGCUAUGACGCGUUGGGUUCAAAAAAGCUGCAACUAGUAGAUUGGACUGUUAUUGAUGAUCGGGAAAUUGAUGCCGGAUCCUUCAAUCUAAUGGCCGGGUGUGGGAACAGUGGAGCCUCUGGCUCGGAAGGCGGUCGUGUUUCUUCAGCAAAGAGCUCAAUAUCAGUUUCUGAUUCCUCAGCAAAGAACCUCAUGGCUAAUGAAGAUUUUUCCGGAAAUUUUAAAAUUACGGAAUCAGAAGGAACUCCGGAAGCUUCCAUUGGCUCGGUAGAGCCACUGAUCAGCCUCAAGCUUGGAAAGAGAACAUACUUUGAGAACAGCGGGGCUGGAAGCCAUGUCAAGAGUGCAUCAGGCGCUUCAUUGAAGAAAACUAAAUCGGCAGGUGGAAAUCUCCCAAUGCCUCGCUGUGUGGUCGAGGGCUGCAAUGUUGACCUUACAACGGCCAAAGAUUAUCACCGGAAGCAUAGAGUUUGCAACAUCCACUCCAAAGCCCCAAAGGUCGUCAUUGAUGGCCUUGAACGCCGGUUUUGCCAGCAGUGUAGCAGGUUCCAUAGCCCGUCUGAAUUUGAUGAAAAGAAGCGCAGCUGUAGAAGACGACUUUCUGAUCAUAAUGCACGACGCAGGAAGCCACAGCAGGACGUCAUCCAGUAUGCUACAAGGCUCCCGUCACCAUUCUAUGGAGGAAGGCAGCAAAUGAGUUUUCUGUUGAGCAACGGUCCACCAGUGCACGCUAAGUUCACGCUGACAAAAGAAUAUCAUCCUUCGAAGUCUAGUGGAGGCGGGGCUAGCAGCGAGAAAAUGCAUAUUCCGGGAGCUAAACAUCCACAUUUCGUUAACACUCCAGCCAAAGGAUUUCCGGCAUCAAAGAUCUCUGUGGCUGAUGUUUCAAAUCCAGGUUCGAAGGUAUCCCCAUAUUCUUCCCACUUAGAUGCAGCGCCCGAGUAUCCUCGUGCUCUCUCUCUUCUGUCAAACAAUUCGUGGGGGCCGGAAUCCAUGGCUUGGAAUCUGAUUCAUGAAAAUGAAGCCCGCGCAACUCAGCCUAUAAUGCAUGGAAUCCCCGAAGGCACGCCCCUGUCGUCUUCAUCCUCUUCGGAGUUCUGGCUGCAUCCGCCCUGCGCGCAUCAGCAUUGGCCGGCCGACGCUAGCUUCCAGCUGUUCGUAACACCAUGCGAGGAGACAGACUUGUAUUCCAACAUAUUGAACUGACUACCAUUCAACAACAAUGUUCUAACUUGCUCUUUUGCUUUGUUGCUUUUUGAACUUUUGUUGCACAAGGAUCCAUGUUAUGAAACUUCUAGAUUUGUUGA